Molecule: messenger RNA, 5290 nt
Organism: Catharus ustulatus (Swainson's thrush)
Lineage: Eukaryota; Metazoa; Chordata; Aves; Passeriformes; Turdidae
Gene: MPPED1
Product: metallophosphoesterase domain containing 1
Exons: 7
Coding region: 209-1117 (302 amino acids)
Molecular function (GO): hydrolase activity
Source: RefSeq, a predicted model, not a curated record
GGGGCCAUGCAGCGCCGCGGCCCCCGCGCAUCACCGCUCCGGCCGGGCGGCGAGGAGGCAGGGCCGGCAGUGGGGGAUUCCUGGCCCCCCAAAGGAGGUGUUUGGAAGCGGGGCGCACUGGCUGGGCGGGGGGCUGCCAUGGUGCUGGCCCCCGCCGCAGGGAGAUAGCAGCGAUGGUGGCCUGAGGGCGCCGGGCCCGCGCGCAGACAUGGCCUUCGCCCAGUCCCACAUCAUGGCAGCCAGGAGGCACCAGCACAGCCGGCUCAUCAUCGAGGUGGAUGAGUACAGCUCCAACCCCACGCAGGCUUUCACGUUCUACAACAUUAACCAGGGACGCUUCCAGCCCCCACAUGUGCAAAUGGUUGAUCCGGUGCCCCAUGACGCUCCGAAGCCUCCAGGAUACACACGAUUUGUCUGUAUUUCUGAUACUCACUCAAGAACUGAUCCCAUCCAAAUGCCAUAUGGAGAUGUGUUAAUACAUGCUGGUGAUUUUACUGAGCUGGGACUUCCUAGUGAAGUAAAAAAAUUCAACGAGUGGCUAGGUAGCCUGCCCUAUGAAUACAAGAUUGUGAUAGCAGGAAAUCAUGAAUUGACCUUUGACCAGGAAUUCAUGGCUGACUUAAUCAAGCAGGACUUUUACUAUUUCCCCUCUGUUUCUAAGCUGAAGCCAGAGAGCUAUGAAAAUGUACAGUCUCUUCUAACAAACUGCAUCUAUCUUCAAGACUCUGAAGUGACGGUGAGGGGAUUCAGAAUAUAUGGCUCCCCUUGGCAACCUUGGUUUUAUGGCUGGGGCUUUAAUCUUCCACGAGGCCAAGCACUAUUAGAGAAAUGGAACCUUAUUCCAGAUGGAAUAGAUAUUCUUAUAACACAUGGACCACCUCUCGGUUUUCUAGACUGGGUUCCUAAGAAAAUGCAACGGGUAGGAUGUGUUGAGCUGCUGAACACAGUCCAGAGACGAAUACAGCCAAGGCUUCAUGUUUUUGGACAUAUCCAUGAAGGUUAUGGUGUCAUGGCUGAUGGAACCACCACCUAUGUGAAUGCAUCUGUGUGCACUGUGAAUUACCAGCCACUUAAUCCGCCUAUAGUUAUUGACUUACCUACUCCAAGGAACACAUGAUUAUAAUGAGGAUUUAAAGUUGUACCCAACACAUUAGCAACUUUAUAUUGCUGGCUGAGAAUCCCAAUAGGGAACCAUUCAACAAAAAAAAGCAAAAUCCUUCUUUUUUUCCCUGCUAGCUCCUCACAGAUAAAUUUAGAGAAACAAAAGCGGACAAGGAACAAAGACAUUUUGGUGCCAGAAACAGAUUAAAGACUAACAUUUCACCAUUAAAAUGUUUGUGAACACAGAAAAGUGAAUGCAUUCCACAUAUAUAUAUAUAUAUACACACAUAUAUAUAUAUAUAUAUACCUAUAUAUAUAUCUAUCUAGUAGGGGCUUUUGUACAUACCAUAUACUGGACUUAUUAAAAGAACGAUGUCUUUCAAAGGAGUGUUUCUUUAAGAAAGUUUGCAGUUUAAACAUAAGUGUUUAGACUAGGAUUUCCUCAUUUCAGAUGUUUUCCAGUGAGCUCUUGGUAAAAAAAAAAUGAUGCUUUCCCUUAAUCAACAUGGCAAAUAUAAAAGAUGGUGCACAAAUGACCAGUCACAGGAGGAAAGCUAUUUCUCCAAGUCCUCCAGGUCUAAGUCUUUGCAUCUAUUCAAAACCAAUGCAAUAGAGGCCCUAAUUCACUGUACUGAAAUGAAGUUUUACUACAUCUGGCAUUACAGAUGGCAAGGGAAAUGGUGCAUAUUGCCAGCAUGCUGUAAACAGCUCUACAUUCAAGAAGGGAGACUGUGUUAAGUGCAGUAUAAACUCAGGAAUUUGUAACCUGGCCUCGCCUGUUAAAAAAAAAAAAAAAAGAAAGAAAAAAAAAAAGGAUGACAUUUCCCUUAAAAAAAAAGGAAAAAAAUAUAACUGUGUUUUCAUAUGGUAAAGAGAUAUGUGAUUGUAUUUAAGGAAAAAAGAAAGAGAUAAAACCUGCAAAGAGCCCACCCAUGAUUAGUAAUGGUAUUUUAAAAAAAACCCACUGGGACCAUUGGUUUAAAACCUGCUAAUGGGACAUGCAGCCAAUGAUGAGAUGACUGGUUUGAAUUUGGCCCUGGUCAGGAGGGGUUAAAUGUCAUUGUGAUAAUUUUUAACCUUGGGAAACAUAGAUGGCAAGGGGAAGACAUCAACCCAAUGUGUAGUUUGGGCACUUGCUUUUGGGUGACUGUGAGUAAUGGGUACACACCAAAGUGUGCAGAGCAGAGGUCACCUCACCAGGGGACCUGGUACUGCUCUUUGCCCACUCAUGGACACUGCUGAGACCCAGCACAAACCCAGUAGAAACCCACCUGUUGUGUUGCUUUGGCACCAGGCAAAGCAGGGGAUGUGUCAGGAGCUGGUUGGGAUGGUCCACAGCCAAAGUACUGCUCGUGCAGCUCUCCUGCAGUGUCAGAGGUAUGAAGCUGCUGGGAUUUCAGUCCUGUACUAGGCAGAAGCUUAAGAAUUUAUUACUAAGCCACCAAAAAACCCCAGGGCUUCAGACAUGUCCUGCAAGAAAUGGAUUUCUGCCUUGAACUUACAAGCAUGUCCUUUUGACUUGGUGGAGAUAAUUUUACUGCUGUAUUCUGAAUGUGGACAUCCUGAAUUUGGGGCUGACAGCAUCUAGACAUUAAUCUUGUUCACACACAUUGGGCAGACCACAGCACUGCCAGCUCAGAGUUGGUUGCAGGUCUGUGCAUAGCCCACACCUGCACACAUCCAUUGGAGAAUUGUGUGUGUUACAUGGAUGUAAAUGUGAGUUUUACGUAGCAGCUGCAUGUACAUUAUACACAUAAACAAUUUAAAAUGCCUGUGUUGCAAAAGCAGGCCAUGUGAGCUUCAACUCUGAGCAAGGUGGGCACAAACUCUGCUUUUCACUGGCUUCCCAUGUGCAGCAGCUCUUCCAGGUGCUGCCUGGAGCCAAGAUGUUCAAGCCCAGUAACUGACUCAUGCUGUGGACCCACAAGAAACCACCAGACCCCCAGAAAACAUGACAAGUCACAGGUCUGUCAUUUCUUGUAAACUGUUGGGUGACCGUGUGUCUAAACUAAUGUGCUGCUUUUUAUUCCUGAAUACAAAACCCAAAAUGAUUGGUGACGCCUGCAACUGGUUUUUGGGUGAGUGGUUCACAAGUGCGUGAGCAGUUUGCCAUUAAUUCAGAUGGGGCCACUUUUGUCACAGCUACUGGUGUAGAAAUUUCAGCUUCUAAAUCAGUAAGAGCUGAAAAUCAUAGUUGAAUAUGAACUCCUGUCAUCAUUGGGAAGAUGAACAAUAGCAUGUAGUUAGAAUAAAAGUGGCUUAGGUAGUCACAAUUCAAGUGGUUUGCAACAAAUGUGGCAGGAAAUUGGCUGUAUGUUAAAGUCUGAAAUGUUUACAUUUGCUCAUGGCACUUAAAUGUUAAAGUGAAGGGAAGAGGUUCUUUUAUUAGCCUCAGCAAAAUUUCUAUGUCAACCAUAAAAUAUUCUCUUAAAAAUAAUUUUUCCUAAGGUAUCUUCCAAAUACUGUGUAUUUUUAUGUGGAAAGGAUAUGAAAGCAACUGUUACUUCAAAAUAUCAUUUAAAGUACUUGAGGUAUGAAAGCUUAAAGAUUAUUUAAUCAUUUUGACAUAACUUGAGUGUUGUAAUUUUUGGUCAAGCAUGUUAGACGAAUAAAGUCUUAAAAAAAAAAAACACAAACGAAAAACCACACAACAAAAAAUAAGGUCUCUUAAUGUUCAGCUCAUGUGAUCAGCCCCAUGUUGGAAUGACUGCUAUCUUCUCCAGGGACAGGAGCCAGGCUGUGGGACAUUAAAGUUGUUAUGGAGGGGGAUCAGCAGAGGGUGCCCUGCUCUGUCCCUCAGCUUCCAGCCACCAAAUCUCCUGCAGAGGGUAAUGAGUUCAAGGUUGGGAUUGCAGAGAGAGGGGAAGACACCAACCACUGCCUGUAAUGGAUGUAUUUUGGUGGGAGAGUGUGCCAGGUGUGUCUAGGAGGGAGGGAAAAGCUAUGGUGGGAGUGCUGCAGCACAGCUCUGGAGAGGGCAGGAGCUAGGAUGCCAUUUUUUGGGAGGGGGCAGCAGCUGGGAGGAAAGAGAGUUCCUGUUCUGAGCUGGGUAUAAGGACACAUCUUCACAGAGAUGGAGAUUAAUAUUUUUGUUUUAACUUUGUGGGACAGAAAGACCUGAGUUUCUGAUCUGCUUCAGAUAAGGGAGGCCAUGAAAAGGAAGAUGUCCACAAAUGCAGCUGUGCAGUUAUCAGCUCCAUUUAAAUUUGAGCUGGCCUCUCAAGUAAUUUCCUGCCACACCUCCCCAUUGCUGACCUUCACUGGUAUUUAUCCAGGUGACUGUGCUCCUGAAGGAAGGUGUGCUGAUGUAUAUCACUAAUAUGAGCAUUCCCAUCACCAGGCAGAAUUGUUGGCUGAGAUUAAUUCUGGUUCCUUUCAGCCAUGAAUAGGGGAGAUAUCACUGCACGUCAAUGAAAAAAAGAAAAAAAAAGAUGACAAGAUUAUUUUUACCUCCCUCAGUCACAUACGGCUGAGGAUGUGAAAUGUUCUUUGACUAAGAAGGAAGGAGCAGGCUGGAACUCAGCACUCACCCAAGCAGCUGCUUUUGGUGCCCCAGGAAGGAUCAAAAACCCUGUCUUGGGGUCAUGCUGGGAACACAGAAGGUGGGAAUGUGCUCUGCUCUUGCUGCAGGAGGGAGCCAGAGGAGAUGAGAAGUGGUUUGUCUUUUCCAGUCACUGACUGCUGCCAACAGUUAAUGCAAAUACUUCAGAGGAAGGGGGAACGAGACAUCCCUUAGAAGGCAAUUUUUGGAAUAAUCUGCCCAUGGGGAUCUUUGCCCCCCUCCCAUUUAUUGCUGUUUGUGUGAAAAUUUCUCUCUUAAAACCCAUAUUAUUGCUUUCUGCUCAAGUAACUCACACAGAGCAAAUAUAACUGCAAAUGGUCUUUCCUUUCAGGUACAUUCCUGUCCCUUUCUUGCAAGUCUCUCUGCAUCUGUGGUUUUAGUGAUAUUUUGGAACAGGGAACACCCUGGAUGAUUAUGCACAGUGCAUUAGAACAACAGUAUUUCGCUUCUCCUUGUAUGUGUGCUGCUGCUUGGGUUUAUUGACUGUCCCUUUGCUCUCUUUUUAUGUGAAAAGUGAAAAUAGGAGCACUUACACACACCUCUUUUGUGCCAUUUGUUAUUUUGUAUAUUGGCCAUUAUAUUGCUUUUUACUCACUUCAUCUAGAAAUUAAAAUAAUUUCCAUUCUA